Messenger RNA from Xiphophorus hellerii (green swordtail), 7521 nucleotides. It is a transcript of the gene tulp4b, whose product is annotated as TUB like protein 4b. NCBI's taxonomy places the organism in Eukaryota, Metazoa, Chordata, Actinopteri, Cyprinodontiformes, Poeciliidae. The coding region runs from base 510 to 6023 and encodes 1837 amino acids. Gene Ontology annotation, molecular function: protein binding. The record is from RefSeq and is a predicted model, not a curated record. The transcript is spliced from 16 exons.
UGGGGGAUGGAAGAUUAUAUAAAAUGAAAAUCGGAGUUCGUACAUUUAGCUGUUCCUGCAGCCGUGAACAUUUGCGUUUGGGGCACGGAUUGAAUCCGCGCUGGGGAAACCCCUGCAGCAUUUCCACGCUACCUGCCUCAUGGCAACCCCUCUUAAAGGCACAAGCACAAAGUGCGCCAAAGGAGAAGCGCCUGGCAACACUACGGCACUGUCUAUCAUUUUAGGACUAACAUAUAGAUAUUGUUAUCUUGGUGACAGGAUUGCACAAGUCUCCGGGAUGGGUGACUGGCAUCUGAGGAGGCACGCAUCUUCAAAUGGCAAAUUCUAAAGCGCAGUUUUGAAUGAGUGGAUGGAUGAAGGAAGAGCUGGAUACCCUCUGGCUGUAUCAUGCAUUAUACCUCCCUAUUAUAGGUCCCCUUUUAAGCACCAACAGGAAAACAGCCAUUACCCUUCAGUGCUUCAUCUGGAUGAAAAUAUGGACACCUUCAGAGGACGCAUUUUGAUUCAACAUGCCCAGGAACUAUGAGCAGCCUGGCCAGUCAGUAGGGAUGUUGGCCGCCGUGGAACAUGGUCCCAUCCUGUGCAGCGACUCCAACAUCCUCUGCCUCUCGUGGAAGGGCCGGGUCCCCAAGAGCGAGAAGGACAAGCCGGUGUGCCGGAGACGCUACUACGAGGAGGGCUGGCUCGCCACGGGGAACGGGAGAGGAGUCGUCGGGGUGACGUUCACUUCGAGUCACUGCAGGAGGGACAGAAGUACACCGCAGAGAAUCAAUUUUAACUUGCGAGGACACAACAGUGAGGUUGUCUUGGUGCGCUGGAAUGAGCCCUUCCAGAAACUGGCUACCUGUGAUAUGGAAGGAGGCAUCUUUGUAUGGAUCCAGUAUGAGGGAAGGUGGUCUGUGGAGUUAGUGAAUGACAGAGGAGCCCAGGUGAGUGAUUUUACUUGGUCACACGACGGCACCCAAGCACUCAUCGCUUACAGGGAUGGCUUUGUGUUAGUUGGCUCAGUCAGCGGGCAGAGACACUGGUCCUCAGAGAUCAACCUGGAGAGUCAGAUCACCUGUGGCAUCUGGACACCUGAUGAUCAGCAGGUGUUGUUUGGGACAGCAGAUGGGCAGGUAAUAGUGAUGGACUGUCAUGGACGGAUGCUCGCUCACGUGCUGCUGCACGAGUCUGACGGCAUCGUCAGCAUGUCGUGGAACUGCCCCGACUUCCUGGUCGAGGACAGCACAGAGAGCGACACGGACUCCGAUGACAAUAUCCUGCCUUUAGUCCGAAGAGUCAAGCCUUUGUUGACAGUCACCUUCUUAUCAGGAGAUAUCAGUUUGAUGAACAACUAUGAUGAUCUCUCUCCGGCUAUUAUUCGUUCAGGACUGAAAGAUGUGGAAGCCCAGUGGUGCUCUCAGGGAGACCUCUUGGCUGUGGCUGGCAUGGAGAAACACGGGCUCCCAGCUGACACAACCUGUGCAUCCAUCAUGAGGAAUGCUCUUGUUAAGUUCUACAAUGUACAAGGAGAGCACAUAUACACUCUGGAAACACCUGCACAGAGGCCCAUCACGACCAUCUGCUGGGGUCACAGAGACUCCCGCCUGUUCCUUGCAUGUGGACCAGCUCUCUAUGUGGUGCGUGUGGAGCACAGAGUGGCCAGCCUCCAGCUCUUGUGCCAGCAGGGUAUUGCGAGCGCCCUGCGCGAAGAGAAGGACGUUGGGAAACUGAACAUGCCCUCGCUUCUCUGCUCUUACGUUACCUCUGCUUUUAUACCAACCAUCAAGCCUCCAAUUCCUGACCCCAACAACAUCCGCGACUUUGUCAGCUACCCCACGUCCGGGAACGAGCGGCUGCACUGCACCAUGAAGCGAGCAGAGGAUAGUCCUGAGGCAGGCGGCCCCUGCUACACGCUGUACCUGGAGUAUCUUGGGGGGCUGGUGCCUAUUCUCAAGGGAAGGCGCAUCAGUAAGCUCAGGCCUGAGUUUGUCAUUAUGGAUCCAAAAACUGAAGGCAAGCCUGAGGACGUGUGUGUGAAUCCCAUGAUCUCCUACACAGACAGCUGUAACUGCUCCGACUCCAGUGACAUUGACUUGAGUGACGAGUGGGUGGGGAAGAAGUCGCCAAAGUUAUCCCGCGGAAACAGGCUAAACAUGGAUUCAAGAAAAUCCCCCAAACUUUCACGCGGCAAUCAAGAAGGGCAACGGUCACCACGGCUACCGACUAAAAAGCCUCUGGUUCGGUCACCCAGUCUGACCCGCCGUGAGUUUACAAUGGAUGGAAACACAGAGCACAAUUACCUUGCACAAGUCACGUCUAACAUUUGGGGAACAAAGUUCAAAAUUGUAGGACUCGCCUCUUUCCUGCCAGCCAAUCUCGGUGCAGUGAUCUAUAAGACUAGUUUGCUUCAUCUGCAACCGAGGCAGAUGACUAUCUACCUUCCUGAAGUGCGAAAGAUUUCUCAUGACUUCAUGAGCCUGCCUGUGUUCAACCCCAAUGUGUUCAGUGAGGACGAGGAUGACCUACCAGUGAUGGGGCCAUCUGGAGUAGCCGGAGACAACCCACCUUGUACCGUCAAUAUUCCCAUUGCUCCCAUCCACAGCCCAGCUCAAGCCAUGUCUCCAACUCAAAGUAUUGGACUUGUUCAAUCCCUCCUGGCCAAUCAGAAUAUUCAGCUAGACGUACUAACCAAUCCGACAGCCACAGCAGCAGCUGCAGCAGCGGCUGCCUCAGCCUCAGUCCCCGUCCCUGAUCAUGGCCAAGAUGCUGUUGCAUCACCAUACCCUGUUCCAACUAGAUACUCAAAUCAUAGUCAGGGGAUUUUCAGUGGGUUAGACAUGGGUGCUCUUCUACCUGGUACUCUGCCUCCCCCGCCACCUCCUCACCAUCUACCGCCACAGCCUCACUCACAGCGGGCUCACUCACAGCAGCCUCGCCAGCUGCCAUCGAAACAAUCCCAUACGGUGCAAAUGCAGCAGCAGCUGCAGCAGCAACAGCAGCAGCAGCAGAAGAUGCAUCAUCACCAACUGCAACAGCAGCAACAACAGCACCAUCCGUCCCAGUCUCAACAGCAGCAACACCACCAUCAGUCCCAGACACAACAACAGCAGCAGCAACACCAGCCACAACAUCAACAGCUGCAGCAGCUGCAUCACCCACAGAAUCUACAUCAACAAACCCAACAUCAUCAACACCAGGCUCAACAGCACCCGCCAAUGCAACAGACCCAACAGCAGGCGGCAACUCAACAGUUUCAACAACAGCAGCAAAUCCAACAGCAGCAGCACCAGAUGCAGAUGCAGCACGAGCAGAUGCAGCAGCAGCAGCAACAGAUGCAACAGCAGCAGCAGCAGAUCCGGCAGCAGAUCCAGGAGAUGAGGCAGCAGCAGCAGCAGCUGCAGCAGCAACAUCAGCAGAUCCAGCAGCAACAUCAGCAGAUGCAGAGGCAGCACCAACAAAUGCAGCAGCAGCUAAAAAUGCAGAUGUCGCUUCCGCCGCCUCCCACUAGCUAUCCAACCAUUUCCCUACAACAGAUCCAUCUUCUUCCUUCAAUCCCUCCUCCCACCGCUGUGCCUGAGCUGGACAGGGGGGACCACACACAUACGCUGAAGCCGACUCUUCCACGAACAUUACCUCCUUCCUUCAGCGACACAGAUGGAGCUUUGGAGAUCCAGAUGAGGAAGGUAAACCCCCCACCUCCAUACCCAGGGACCGUGGUGUCUGCGGCAGCAGCUACAGCAGCUGCUGCUCCUCAAACGUUCAUUACAAACUGUGACAGUCCAAGUGUCCUGGCUCCCGAUCCCUGUCUCAAGAAAGACGAAUUUUUGCUUCACCCAGUCACUUUGCAAUACCCAACUCCUCUGGGGUAUGAACGGAUCACCACUUUUGACAGCAGUGGCAAUGUAGAGGAGGUGUGUCGCCCACGGAGACGCCUCAUUCGCAAUCAGAAUGCAUACUCUGUUCAUGGCAUUGGAGGUUCGGCAACUCUUAAAGUGACUUCCACUGAAAAUAAAAAAAUUCAACUACCAUACAGCUCAGCCACGUUGAGUCGUCUGUCUGUCCCUCGGUAUUCUAUACCAAGUGGAGACCCUCCUCCAUACCCAGAUCCGGCCAAUCAGGUAACUGCUACUCUUCCUCUUCCUCCUCCUCCUCAGAAAAUCGACAGCAGUCUGAUUCAUGCCACUCUACGUCGUGAGCGCAGAGAUGUGGGACUCAAAGUGCCACAGAUGAUGGACAGCUCGAGAACUUUGCCCACCAAGGCAAAAAUGAACAGCGCGUUGUCGCUUUCCUACCAGCAGAGGGUGCCCACUGCGUUGUACACGUGCACACAGUGCAGCAGUAACAGCAGUAGCACCAGUGUCAGUGUAACCGGAGGGGGGACUACAAGUAGUGGGAUCGCAGGCGGCACGGUUGUAAGGCAAGACUUCCCACCAGGCAAAGGGGCUCAUCACAGCACCAUCAUAGUGCACUCCAAAAGUGCCUCACCGCUGGCGUCUCAGUCGUCUUACAGUCUACUGGGAGCGGUCGAUAACAGUCGGGACAGAACAGUGUAUGUAAACUCUGCGUUUACUGAAGACGAGACGCUAAAUCAGCAGUGUCACCUUGACAAAUCUGUUCGUCAGUUGAAUCUGGGCGAUGGCAGUAUGACAGUCAAACGCCCUCCGCCUUAUCAGUGGGACACCUCCACUGCAGAGGACUUCUGGCUUACUCCAGAGCAGACGAUGUUAGCCCCGCCACCAGGAAAUCCUAAACCACCCCCUCUCAUUAUCAGUCAGGCUCAGCAUUUGGACGUUACUCGGCUUCCUUUUGUCCUCACAACGAAGCCUCCGACCAGUCUGAACACAAGCACUCUUACCUUCCCAUCAGGAUACCAGAUAUCCCUCUCACCUUUUCCCCCAGGUGUGGGUCACAGUGGACCUCCACUCCAGACCCUACAGAACCCUUCACCACAGUGUUCCCCAAAUGAAGUAGUCACCUCGGUAUCCUUUGCCCAACAGGAUCCUAGUUUGGUCUUACCACCAGGGUACCCUCCAAACUUGGCUAACUUGGCUUGCUGUCCUCUCCCUCCAUUGUAUCCUGGAGCUAGCUCAUGCGCUGGACUUCAGCUUCACCCUGUCAGUUUACAUCCUUGGAACCCUUACCCCUGUCCACCACCAAUGCAAGAUCCUCCAGCUCCUCCCCUGCCGACCAAAACUCAUCAGAUUUUAGAAAAGCCUCUACUCUCCCCACCUCCUCCCACUGCUCCACCUCCACCACCUCCGCUACCACCUCCUCCCCCGCCCACUGAGUUGAUCCCAUCCAAAAGUGCCACAGAAGACCAAGCAGAUUCUGCCAACAAUUUUCCCGAGCCGUCAUCCCUUAAUGAAAGCCCCGUUCCUCAGGAGUCGGAACACUACAGCAAGAAGAGCCGCAAAAGGCUCGACAGCAGGGCAGAGGAGGGCAACAUGCCCACAGUCUCUGAGAGCAGAUCAAGAAAGGAAGGGCGAGCGCUCUCUGACUUCAACACCCUCAUAUCCAGCCCAAGGCUCGGCAGUAGAGAGAAGAAGAAGCCCAAGGGGCAGAGAGAGCAACUCAAUAAGACUAAGAAAAUGAGCAGGACAACGAACGAGUUCCAGGACAGCUCCGAAAGUGAACCAGAGCUGUUUAUUAGUGGCGACGAGCUCAUGAACCAGAAUCAGAGUAGCAAAAAGAGCUGGAAGAACAAGAGGAGCCUGCGUAUGGCAAGUGAGCUGGAAGAGAUUAAGUGCCGCAAGGCCAACGAAAGAGAGGACCGCAGUUUAGGUAUCCAAGGGUUUGUCUAUGUCAUGGCCAAUAAGCAGCCGCUCUGGAACGAGGCUACGCAGGUCUAUCAGCUUGACUUUGGCGGUCGGGUCACUCAGGAGUCAGCAAAGAAUUUUCAGAUAGAGCUGGAUGGCAGGCAGGUGAUGCAGUUUGGGCGAAUAGAUGGGAACGCUUACAUCCUGGAUUUCCAGUACCCUUUCUCAGCCGUGCAGGCGUUUGCUGUCGCCUUGGCCAAUGUGACUCAAAGACUGAAAUGAAGAGUUGUUUUGCCGGUGUUGCUGUUCUGUACUGGUAUUAGACUCUGAUGCUCGGGAGUGAGACACAUUUAUUACAUUUUUUUCCCUGAUUUUUUAUUUUUUAUUUUUUGAUUUGGCUGUUCACAUACUUGUGAUUCACAGUUAGUACCGAAAGCAAAGUCAGCUUGUCAAGUACCGAUGGAAGCAGUUUAUCCAGAACUUUGACUUAAUGCUGUCGUUCAGAAAUAUAACUUAGAAUAAAUAUUAUAAAUAAAUAUAAUAAGUCUUUACAUAAUUGAUAUUCAUUUUGCAUUAAACAAAUGCAAUUUCUGAGGGUAGAAUGGAGUUUGAUAUUAAGAAAUUUAGAAUUGCCUCUAAGCCAUACCAUAGGAUAUCUAACACAAAUAUUGCACUUUUUAAAAUUGAUUUAAAAGGAAUCCAGUAAAGAAGACUGGUUUUAUUAUUCGUUGUUUUAAGGAUUUUGCUAACUUUGCAGAUUCAUAUCUCAUUCCAGGCCAGGAUGAGGUGAGAUUUGUUUAAUUUCUUCUGCUAUAUGCUUUCAGUGAGUCAUUGCAUCUGAAAGACCUGAGCAAAGUUUGGCAUUGUAUUUAUGUUACUUCUAUGAAGUGAUGCAAUGAGCGUUAAAAUCCAUCUUUUGGCAAAAAUAUUACAAUUUGAUUCAGUGAGGCAGUAAUAUUUCAUAGAGGCUUGCAUUUUACAUUUGUACAUUUAAUUAUAUUUCGUGUAAUUCUAUAGCGCAAACACUGUUUUUGUUUACAGAAAUCCUCCCGUUGCUGGUUGAUUAAGUCUUUGAGUGCCAUAUGUAAGCUAAAGUGAAAUCUUACUCUUUUUUUUUUUUUUUUUUUUUUUGCUGGGUGUUUAUGAUGCUACUUGAAUCCUGCAUUUGAAUGUGAAGUGCUGUAGUUUCACUAUUUGGAAAUCAGUGCUGCUUUGAAUAGAUAGAGCUUUUGUGCAAUAAUCCUACCUACACAGAACCGAUGUUGUAAUUGCAAAGGAAAACAUAAAGCCGCUUGCUACACUGUGGAUUUAGCAAGUGACCUGCGUUUAGAUAAGAAGUGCUUAUACGUUGGUAACGUUUUUUAUUUCUUUUGUUUUUACUUACCAAAUAUUUUGUGAUGUUACAUCUGUAGACAAAAAAAAAAAGAAAAAUAAUUUUGCAAAAGUGUAUUUAUAAGUUGUUGCAGUGUGCUGUAGGAGUGAGAUUCAUGUAAAUUUGGUGCUAAUGUAUAAAAAAGAUAAAUUAUUAUUGAAUGUUUGUUUCAAAUUACUUUAAGGGCCUUGGAGAGCAACAAGAAGUGCAAUGAUUUCAUUUUACAAUGCUUUUUCCCUCUGUGCAACUUUAAAGACAGUGUUCACCAGUCAUCAGCAAUACUGCCUAAUGAAGAGAUUGCAGCCAGAUUUUAUUUCUCUUAUUCUGUGAUGAAAAGAAAAAAAAAGUAGGUUUGUAAAGACCUAUGGGCUAGCCAAAAUGUAAUAAAAUCUAUUUAUCUGCAAUGUU